Molecule: messenger RNA, 2442 nt
Organism: Morchella sextelata
Lineage: Eukaryota; Fungi; Ascomycota; Pezizomycetes; Pezizales; Morchellaceae
Exons: 8
Coding region: 1-2442 (813 amino acids)
Biological process (GO): mRNA export from nucleus; nuclear-transcribed mRNA catabolic process, nonsense-mediated decay
Cellular component (GO): nucleus; nuclear cap binding complex
Molecular function (GO): RNA cap binding; mRNA binding
Source: RefSeq, a predicted model, not a curated record
AUGGGCGACUACUACCGUGGAGGAGAAGGCGGCGGCGGAGGCGGUGGAGGUGGUGGUGGUGGAGGACCCGGGCAGAGGAAGCGGUACAGAGACGAUGACGACCAGCAAGGGGAAUACCGGCGCUCGAACCGUUACGAGAGGGAGGAUGCGUUCUCGAAGCUCCGGAGGGAGCUCACGACCAUCGCAGAGUCUCCCUUGGCCCGUAUUGGCGACGUUGUGAAAAACAUCGCAACCACGUUUACGAGUCACUUUGAGAACGAAGACCUCAGGAACGGUUUCUUGGGCACUCUUCUCGCGCUUGUAAUCGAGCAGCCUUUCAAGAUCCCUUUUGUCGGCGCGGUGGCUCUUGUUGCCAAUUCCCAGAAUCCAGAGGCCGGAAAGCUCAUUGUCGAGGAAGCCGGAAAGGCUGUCCAGCAAUUCCUCAUUGAUGGUCAAUUCACAAAGUUGAAGCUGACCCUACGAUUUCUGGGAUGUGUUCAUGGCAUGCUAGAGGGAGAGGGUGUAUUCCCAUUGCUUCACAGUGUCCUCAACAAGGCUGAGUCCGUGAUGGCCGAUGGCGAUGUGGGAUUGGCGCUCGAGCUCACAAAGUCGGCGUUAUUCUCGGUCCCAUAUAUUCUGGCGUCGUCAAGAGCGGAUAUUGAGCCGAUUAAUAAGCUAUUGGACAAGACCCGUCCUCUUACUGAGGUUAGGCAUAAAAUGCAGUCAUUACUAAACCCAUUUACUGGAGAUGCAGCACCAUACGAUGACCGGGCAAAGGGAACACAUAUGGUGCGAAUGCUCCAAAUAAACAUAGAGACACAUCUCAAGGGAGUGCCGGGCGGAGAACACACAGGUUUGGGCUCUCUGCCACGACCAUGGGAAACAUUUGAGGAGGUACUCAAGGAGGCGGCGCAGCACGCUUUGCCAGAAAUAACCAUCCCAGAAGAGUUCCCCGUCGACAAAAACGCAAUCCUCCCAGACGUAUACCUCUCCGUCUUUGCGGAUCCAAAAGUCGAGACUGUUCCAACUCCUCUGGAUCUUGCCUCUACAAUCUUCCGAGAUAACAUCGUAGACACUAUCAACAUUCUAGACUGCAACCGUCUUUCAGUUUCUCGUUUCUUGAUUGAAAUCGACUGCUUCUUUUCACCAAAAGCAUUCAUCAAGAGGGCAACUCCUUUCGACAGGGUCAACGAAACCGCAGGUGAAACCGGGUCCUCAUGGAAACCCGAAGAUGUAGCUGUAGAUGCGAUUUUCAGCCAGCUUUUCAAGCUUCCUGCCCCUAACCACAAACUAGUAUAUUACCACUCGAUUCUAACAGAAUUGUGUAAACUUGCGCCGGCCGCUGUAGCUCCUUCAUUGGGAAGAGCCAUCCGUUUUAUGCACAGGAAUCUGGAGUCCAUGGACACCGAGCUGAUCUACCGGUUUAUUGACUGGUUCUCGCACCAUUUGAGUAAUUUCGGAUUCACCUGGAAAUGGGCGGAAUGGAAUGAGAACCUCACCCUCCCGGAUGUGCACCCCAAAAAGGCAUUCAUCUUGGGUGCUUUGGAGAAGGAAAUCCGACUUUCGUUCGCAACACGAAUCAAGGGAACUGUUCCGGAAGCUUACAAGGAGCUCAUCUCAGAGGCCAAGGAGAUGGAACAGCCAAACUUCAAAUAUGACUCUCCCGAUGAGCCCUUUGCUGCAGAGGCCAAGGAGGUGAUGCACGCCGUAGCAGACCGCAAAGAAAUUGAAGAGGUCGAUGAGAUUCUUGGCCGCAUCCGCUCUCUCGCCGCUGAGAGUGGUGUUGCAGAUCCAGAUUCUGUCACUCGUGAUGCCUAUGUAACCGCCAUCUGUCACGUUGGAGCCAAAUCUCUCUCCCAUGUCCUCUCCUGCAUAGAGCGCUGCAAAGAAAAGCUCGUCGCCAUCGGCCUCGAAUCCCCCGAUGCCCGCCGGCAAAUCGUCGGCUCCGUUCUAUCUUACUGGGAAGACCAGCCGGGUAUUGGAGCAAACGUCGUUGAUAAGCUGUUGAACUACUCUAUCGUGACUCCCCUCUCAGUUGUAGAGUGGGUCCUUCACGACGCUGGGAACAACGCCCUCAGCCAUACACAUGCCUGGGAGAUGGUCAGCACCACUAUCAACAAGGUGAACAACCGUGUCCGACAAAUUGCUGCCGCUAGACCGGCAAUGCUUGGCAGUGGAAGCGGGUUCACAGAGGAGCAGUUGGCAGUGUACGACGAGACACUGAAAGGCGCUGAGGAGGAGCAAGGCGUCAUACUUAAGGUGGUCACAGAGUCUCUUAGCGCCAUGGCCGAGAGCUCAGAGGAGAUGGAUGGCAUUGAUGUAGAGAGCAAGGCAUGGAUGCAGUGGUGGGCAAAGGGGUGGCUUAGAGCUUUCAACAGGAAGUUCGGUGUUCCUGAUGAGGAAGUGCCAACAGACACUACAGGGCGCGUAGUGAAGGAUGAAGAAAGUAUGGACACCUUGUAG